CCAUUAGUCAUUUCUCAAAUGGAAUAGGGCCUACGAAGUAAAGUCAAACCCCGAAAUGGCAUAGGCCGGAGUGAAUUUGCUAGUAAUUCACAAUUUGUCAAUUUCCCCUGCGUGCUCCGGAUCCGCGACGAGGAGAAACUUGCCACUCUUUUAUGCCAAAGCUUCCCUUCAGAGAAAGAGAGUGGAGCGUUACUAAUCCAAGUGUAGAGAUCGGACGGAAAAGCGAGAGGGAGCUGACCCAUUGCGAGGAAGAAGAUGGGUUGCUCGUUCUCGGGGCUUAACGCUCUGUACGACGCCGUCAACGGCGGCGGCGACGUCUGGAUCAACGAGAAUCGCUUCCGGAUCCUCCGCCAGCUCGGAGAGGGUGGCUUUGCCUACGUCUACCUCGUCAAGGAGAUCCUCUCCGACCCCGCCAAUCCCGGCUUUUCCCUUAAAAUCAAGGACCCUUCUCACGCCUCCGAUAAUGGUACUUAUGCACUGAAGAAGGUUCUCAUUCAGAAUAGUGAGCAAUUGGAUUUGGUGAAGGAAGAGAUCCGUGUUUCGUCGCUGUUUAGUCAUCCCAAUCUGCUUCCUCUUCUUGAUCAUGCUAUCAUAGCUGUCAAGGCAUCUGAAGGCCAAUCUUGGAAGCAUGAAGCAUACUUAUUAUUUCCUGUCCAUUUGGAUGGAACCUUGCUGGACAAUGCCACAUCUAUGAAAGCAAAGAAGGAGUCUUUUUCCACAUCCGAUGUUCUUCAAAUAUUUCGCCAGCUUUGUGCAGGACUCAAGCAUAUGCAUAAUUUUGAACCAUCAUAUGCCCAUAAUGAUGUAAAACCUGGCAAUGUCCUUUUGACACAUAGAAAAGGGCAGCCACCGCUUGCAAUAUUGAUGGAUUUUGGAAGUGCUCGUCCUGCAAGGAAGCAAAUAAGGUCUCGUUCAGAGGCUUUACAGCUGCAGGAAUGGGCAUCCGAACAUGUCUCGGCACCUUUCCGAGCUCCUGAACUAUGGGAUUGCCCAAGCCAUGCUGAUAUUGAUGAAAGAACUGAUAUAUGGUCAUUGGGUUGUACCCUAUAUGCAAUAAUGUAUGGAGUGUCUCCUUUUGAGUAUGCACUUGGGGAAUCUGGAGGAAGUCUACAGUUGGCCAUUGUUAAUGUUCAGGUGAAGUGGCCCAACGGGCCUUCGGAUCCUAAAUAUCCCGACGCCCUUCACCAGUUUGUGAAAUGGAUGCUUCAGCCUCAAGCAACUGUUCGUCCCCGAAUCGAUGACAUCAUCAUUCACGUCGAUAAGCUGGUCUCCAAGUUCUCUUGAGAGAGAUGGUGGAGGUGUGGGGAGGAGGACCUAAAGAAGACUGCCCAUAGUCUGGAAUGGUUCACAGCUUAUGUUCCAAAGAAAAAAAAAAGAGAAUAAAUUUUAAAAAUUAAAAUAAUUAUGAAGAGGCAUAGAUUUUCAGUUAUUAGGGACACAUCAUACUGGAAUGAGGUUUUCACUUUUUUUUUUAAUUUGUUUUUGUUUUGAGUUAUUGAAUGGUCAUUUUCUAAUAUUUAUUCUGCCAUGUAAACCGUGUAUAUGUGGAUGCUUGUACUAAGACUCUGGCUUGGCUUUUCUUGUAUUUGCAGUUACAAUACAAGAAAUGUUAGUCUCAAAACAGAAAUACUCUAUCAAAAACUUCACAAACUUCUUGUUUGUGAGCUUCAUUAAAAAAAUGGUACUCUC
Cuscuta campestris is the source of this 1689-nucleotide messenger RNA. Lineage: Eukaryota; Viridiplantae; Streptophyta; Magnoliopsida; Solanales; Convolvulaceae. The record is from the annotation of a GenBank genome assembly.